GCUUCUUAAAUCCAAUAUCAACAAAAGUUGUCAGUUGAAAACAAGGCAAGCUUGGAUCAAGAUAGAUCAAAAAUCUAUAGAAUAAUAAUAAUAAUAUCUGGCAAAAAUGUCACUGUACAACCCAGCUUGGAGUGAUGUUGUGGUGGGUAAAGGGACUGGGAUAGUUGAUCAGAGCAAAGAAAGGCGAACCAGAAAUCAGUUGGAUGUUUUGUCUGAGGAACAAAGCGGGAUGUUUCUCUGUCAUCCGAUACAUCGAGAGAAAUGGAAGGUAGAGGAGUCAGAGAGAGUAUCCUAUGAGAUAAUCCCCGCAGGAUUUGUAUCCUUUAUGUCAAACGAGAUGUACAUCGAUGAUCCUGAUACUGUAAAGAAGGAUAUAAUGAACGCCAACUACGCAAACAAACCAUUGCAAUGGCCUAUCACAGCCAAAUCAAAUAUACCAAAAGAACUUCAGUAUGAUAUCUUGGAAAUAAUUAUCAUAGCUCUAGAAAAGUUUCCCUGGAAAAAUUUGGAGAUUUGUCAUUACAUCAAG
Eurytemora carolleeae is the source of this 529-nucleotide messenger RNA. RefSeq lists its product as uncharacterized. Lineage: Eukaryota; Metazoa; Arthropoda; Copepoda; Calanoida; Temoridae. The record is from RefSeq and is a predicted model, not a curated record. The annotation marks the transcript as partial. The transcript has 6 exons.